Lodderomyces parapsilosis is the source of this 1122-nucleotide messenger RNA. RefSeq lists its product as uncharacterized. NCBI's taxonomy places the organism in Eukaryota, Fungi, Ascomycota, Pichiomycetes, Serinales, Debaryomycetaceae. The coding region runs from base 1 to 1122 and encodes 373 amino acids. The record is from RefSeq and is a predicted model, not a curated record. Gene Ontology annotation, molecular function: oxidoreductase activity; zinc ion binding. The transcript has a single exon.
AUGUCUCAACUCCCAACAGAAAUGAAAGCGGUAGUAUUCCGCGCACCGUUUGAUGUUCAAGUGGAGUCCAAACCAGUACCAAAGAUUGACCUUCCCACUGAUGCAAUUAUCAAAGUCGAAUAUGCCGGAUUGUGUGGAUCCGAUAUGCAUACUUAUAGGGGCCACAUCAAGGGGAAACCAGGUACUGUUGUGGGUCACGAGUUUACGGGAACUGUUGUGGAAGUGGGCUCGGAUGUCACCAAAUUCAAGCCCGGUGACGAUAUCUUGAGUUGCUUUUCGAUCCAAUGUGGCGAAUGCUUCUACUGCAAGCAAGGACUUACAGGUCAAUGUGCUAAAACAAACACAUUUGGUAAACCAGGCUUGGAUGGAGGACAAGCUGAAUAUGUGCGUAUUCCCUACGCUGACAAUGUGCUUGUGAAGAAACCGGAAAGCGCUAAAAAUGACAACAUUGACGACUCGGUGUAUUUACUUAUGGCGGACAUAUUUGUAACUGGAUAUUUCGGAGUGAAAAAGAUUGUCGAUUUCUUCAAAUCCCAACCUGCUAAAAACUUUAAGCCUCAAGAGAUUAAAGAUGUUUCGGUAUUGCAGAUUGGUGCUGGUCCUGUUGGAUUAUGUGCAUUACACGUAUUGAAGUACUUUGGUUUCGAAAAGAUUGUCGUUGUUGAUAGUAUUCCAUCUCGUUUAGAAGCCGCCAAACAGAUCGGUGCCUACAAGACAAUCAACUUCCAAGAGGAGAAAAAUGGAGUAGCUAACUUUGUUGCCAACGAAUUGAACGGUGUGGGAUUCGAUGCUGCAUUGGAAGUAGUCGGAGCUGAAUCUUCAAUGAAGACAGCAUUUGAUGCUGUCCGUGGUAAUGGUUUCAUUUCAGCGUUGGGAAUGGGCCAUGGUCCAUUUCCUUUUGAUGCGUUACAAGCAUACUUGAAGAAUCUUAAUCUUUCGUGCGGAAGAUGCCAUGCUUAUGCUUUGUUUCCGGAAGCUUUGGAGAUAUUUGAAACAAUGAAGGAUAAGUUGGCUGAUUUUAUCGAUCACAAGACUUCAAUUGAUAAUGCAAAAGAGGCAUUUAAAUUGUUUGAUGAACACAAGGUGAACAAGGUGGUGUUCGAUUUUAAGAGUAGAGUAUAG